GGGACCCACGGCGCCCUGUCUUGCCGAGCGUGGCGGGCGAGCCCUCCCGAUCCCCAUUUCGGGCUGGAAGUCGCAGUCUCCAGUUCGUUCCGCUCCAGGCUCCACCCCCAAUCAGCUCCCUUCCCCGCCUCCACGGCUCCACCCGAACCCGGAAAACCCUAACCCUAGAGCUCACCUGCCGGCCAGCCCGCCGCCAUGGACCUCGACGGCGACCCAGCGUUCCACCGCAGCGAGGCCAUCUCCGCCGUGCAGGACGUCGAUCAGUACUACGGUGACGACGACGAUUUCGACGACCUCUACAACGACGUCAACGUCGGCGACGGUUUCCUCCACACCUCCCACCCGCCGCCGCCGACCCAGAAAACCCCGCCGCCGCAACAGCACCAGCAGCAGCUCCCUCCCCCGGCCCAGCAGCAGCCGCAGCAGCAUCCGCCGGCCCACACCCUCCCGCCACCUCCUCCGCCGCAGGUCCCGCUGCAGCAGCAGAAGGUACACAUCCCUGGCGUGGCCGUCCCGUCUCCUAGUCUCCCUCCCGCCCAGCCCAACGUGCCGCCGCCACCUCAGCCUCCGGCCGCGCCCGCGCCGCCGCCGCCUCAGCACCACCGGAUUCAGCAGGGCGACGGGUUCCACCGCCCUGGAGGGAACUUCGGCGGCGGCCCCAUCGUGCUCGGGAACGGCGCCGCCGCUGGCGGGGGCGACGGUCCCGGUGGCACGACGCUCUUCGUGGGGGAACUCCACUGGUGGACGACAGACGCGGAUCUCGAGGCCGAGCUCAGCAAGUAUGGGCCGGUGAAGGAGGUGAGGUUCUUCGACGAGAAGGCCAGCGGCAAGUCCAAAGGGUACUGCCAGGUCGACUUUUAUGACCCUGGUGCCGCCGCAGCCUGCAAGGAGGGCAUGAACGGACACCUGUUUAAUGGCCGUCCAUGUGUUGUGGCAUUCGCCACACCGAACACCGUUCGUCGCAUGGGUGAGGCGCAGGUGAAGAACCAGCAGGCCAUGGCUGCACAGACAUCAUCUAUGCAGUCGAAGGGUGGUAGAGGGGGCGGUGGUGCCACAGGGCCACAAGUGGGUGGUAAUUAUGGUGGUGGCCGUGGAGGACCCGGUGUCGGUGGUGGAGCAGGUGGAGGUGGUGGAAAUUGGGGAAGAGGUGGUGGAGGGAUUGGUAAUAGAGGCCCUGCUGGCAAUAUGAGGAAUAGGAUGGGCCUGGCAGGUGGCCGCGGGAUAAUGGGGAAUGGAGGGAUGGUUGCACCACCGCCACCAAUGAUGCCACCGGGUGGAAUGCUGGGGCAGGGUUUUGAUCCUACUGGUUAUGGUGCAGUGGGAAGGAUGGGUGGUGGAUUUGGCGGUUUCCCUGGUGGGCCAGGGGCUAUGCCAUUCCCCGGACUGAUGCAGCCAUUCCCGCCGGUUGUUGCGCCACAUGUAAACCCUGCUUUCUUUGGACGGGGCGGGAUGGGGGCUGGUGGGAUGGGGAUGUGGCCUGAUCCCAACAUGGGGAGUUGGGGUGGGGAGGAGCAAUCAAGUUAUGGGGAUGAUGCAGCGUCUGAUCAGCAGUAUGGGGAAGGGGGAAGCCAUGGGAAAGAAAGGCAACCGGAGAGGGAGUGGUCUGGUGCACCAGAGAGGAGGCGUGAGAGGGAGAAGGAUUUGCCCCCAGUACAGGAGUGGCCAGAGAAGAGGCAUCGAGAUGAACGGGACAUGGACCGAGAGAGGAAUCGUGACUAUGAAAGAGAGAGGGAAAGAGAUCGUGACAGGGAGAGAGACAGAGAGAGGGACAGGGAUAGAGAGAAGGAGAGGCACAGGGAUGACAGAGAUCGCUAUGCUGAUUAUCACAGGCAAAGGGAUCGUGAUUCAGAGCGCAAUGAAGACUGGGACAGGGGGAGGUCAUCUGGGAUACGCAGCAGGUCGAGGGAGGCCGACCAUUCGAAGCGUAGGCGGAUGACGACUCAGUAGUGUAGCUGGAUGAGCUAUAUCUAGUGCAGAGGCAAAAACAAUCCAGGGCAGCGUCUUUUUUUUCUUCAGUCAUGGUUCAGUAACAACUAGCAACUCCUUACUGCUUAUAGCCGUGGUUGUUCUAACAUCUUGUGUCUUCGACGAUGUGUUGUAGCAAUAAUUCGAGAUGAAUUGUGUGGUUGCAACCUGCUCGGCUGUGCGAAGACCGUCUUCCCUGGAUUAAUAGUUGCUUUCUUCCCUGGAUUAAUAGUUGCUGUCUCUUGUGUAUGCAAUGUUAAAUGUCUGAAUUUCCCAAAGACGUAAUCACGGAAGAAUCUAUUAAUGUGUAAUUCCGGGAACGAUGCUUUGCAUCAUUGUUGCAGAAAA
This is a messenger RNA of Phragmites australis (common reed), 2313 nucleotides long. RefSeq lists its product as uncharacterized. The record is from RefSeq and is a predicted model, not a curated record. Gene Ontology annotation, molecular function: mRNA binding. Gene Ontology annotation, cellular component: mRNA cleavage and polyadenylation specificity factor complex. Gene Ontology annotation, biological process: mRNA alternative polyadenylation. The transcript has 2 exons. Lineage: Eukaryota; Viridiplantae; Streptophyta; Magnoliopsida; Poales; Poaceae. Bases 196 to 1947 code for a protein of 583 amino acids.